AAUCGAGGGGAAGAGAGGAAGAGACAGGAGGCGUCUAGAGAAGCUCGCUCAAACUUUUGCACGAACACCUAAAAGUUCAAUGGUCCAAAAGGACGGCUCUGGUCGAGAGAGAAUAGAAGAGAGAGAAUAGAAGAGAGAGGACCGUUUCCAGAGACCCGUUAUCACCGAUAUAUCAAAUCACUCUCUCUCUCUCUCUCUUAUCGUACGCCUCAUCAGAGUCUCUUUCCUUUAACGUAUGAUGGUAGCAAACAAAUGAUACCCCCAUGUCUUGUGUGUCUGCUUCGUGCAACAUGUUGGUUUGGAUUUGGUUAAUCUUAAGUUUUUAAAGAUAAGGUUUUCGGAUUCUCUUCCUGUCUUGUAAUAGUUUCUUGUCGGAGAGCCAUCAAAAAAGAAAAAAAACAACUUUUUAAAGCUAAUUUUUACUGGAGAAGAAAAAAAAAUAAUCAAUGGCGAAUCCUUGGUGGGUUGGGAAUGUUGCGAUCGGUGGAGUUGAGAGUCCAGUGACUUCAUCAGCUCCUUCUUUACACCACAGAAACAGUAACAACAACCCACCGACUAUGACCCGCUCGGAUCCAAGAUUGGACCAUGACUUCACCACCAACAACAGUGGAAGCCCUAAUAAUACUCAGACUCACAGCCAAGAAGAGCAGAACAGCCGAGACGAGCAACCCGCCGUUGAUCCUGGAUCUGGAUCCGGCUCUACUGGUCGGCGUCCUAGAGGUAGACCUCCUGGUUCCAAGAACAAACCCAAGAGCCCAGUUGUUGUCACCAAAGAGAGCCCUAACUCUCUGCAGAGCCAUGUUCUUGAGAUCGCUACGGGAGCUGACGUGGCGGAAAGCUUGAACGCCUUUGCUCGCAGACGCGGCCGUGGGGUCUCGGUGCUGAGCGGUAGCGGUUUGGUUACUAAUGUUACUCUGCGUCAGCCUGCUGCGUCUGGUGGAGUUGUGAGCUUACGUGGUCAGUUUGAGAUCUUGUCUAUGUGUGGUGCUUUUCUUCCAACUUCUGGUUCUCCUGCUGCAGCCGCUGGUCUAACCAUUUACUUAGCUGGAGCUCAAGGUCAAGUCGUGGGAGGAGGUGUCGCUGGUCCGCUUAUCGCCUCUGGACCGGUUAUUGUGAUAGCUGCUACGUUUUGCAAUGCUACUUACGAGAGGUUACCGAUUGAAGAUGAACAACAGCAACAACAACAACAAGAGCAGCAACCACAACUAGAAGAUGUGAAGAAGCAGAAGGACAAGGAGACCGAUGAUAACGAGAGUGGGAAUAAUGGGAACGAAGGACCGAUGCAGCCGCCAAUGUAUAAUAUGCCUCCUAACUUUAUGCCGAAUGGUCAUCAAAUGGGUCAGCACGACGUGUUUUGGGGUGCUCCUCCGUCUCGUGCUCCUCCUUCAUAUUGAUAGUUUAGAUAGGCGGUGGUUGGGGUGGCAGGUUUUUUUUUUCUUUUGGUGGAAGGAUUAUAUUUUCAGUUAGGAUGGUUAGGCUUUUGUUUAUUAAGGCUAUCAAGUUUCUUUUUUAUUAACGGGUGAUCGGAUGACUUUUAGCUAGUGUUUUGUUUGGUUGUUAUGUGACGGCUGGUUUUUCCUGACUUGACUAUUUUGAUCGCGGAUAGCUUUGUAUGAAGGUGGCAUUGGUUGUAGAAUCGUUUUGGAAUUUUGAUGUUGGAAAAACCAAAGCAAUGGUGUGUGUGUGUGUGUGUGUUUCAGCAAUGGAAGCAAGUAUCCGUCAUUUCUUUCUUUUAA
Messenger RNA from Capsella rubella, 1736 nucleotides. RefSeq names its product AT-hook motif nuclear-localized protein 15. The coding region runs from base 447 to 1394 and encodes 315 amino acids. Gene Ontology annotation, cellular component: nucleus. The transcript is spliced from 2 exons. Lineage: Eukaryota; Viridiplantae; Streptophyta; Magnoliopsida; Brassicales; Brassicaceae. The record is from RefSeq and is a predicted model, not a curated record. Gene Ontology annotation, molecular function: DNA-binding transcription factor activity; minor groove of adenine-thymine-rich DNA binding.